Molecule: messenger RNA, 1070 nt
Organism: Bombus pyrosoma
Lineage: Eukaryota; Metazoa; Arthropoda; Insecta; Hymenoptera; Apidae
Product: COMM domain-containing protein 8-like
Exons: 5
Coding region: 482-1018 (178 amino acids)
Source: RefSeq, a predicted model, not a curated record
AGCUUCUAAAGGUCACACUAUCGCCAUCUAGUAGUCACAUCAGUAAAUGCUGUUUUUCUCCCUAGAUACGGCAUUAAUAUUCUAAACAUAUACAUAUGUUGUAAGAAAUUGUUAUACGUAUUAUUACUCAUUUUACAUUUCAUUUUUUAUGUUAAUAAAUCUUAUAUUUACUACAAUAACCACUAUUCUUUUCUACAUACAUAUAUACAUAUAUAUAUAUAUAUAUACUUUUCACUUAAAAUAAUCGUUGCCACUCACAGGUGGCGAUAAAACGAAUUUGUCAGUUGUCAAUAAGUUUUCGUACAUUUCGGAGCGUGAAAUAUUAGAAGUAUCGACUUUAAUAAAAUAUGAAUGAAAUAUAAAAUUUUUUAUUUAUAUACGAUAAGUUUAUUUGUAACUAUUUUUGUGAAUGAUGUUCCAGUUUAUCUAUCACGUGUAAUGUAAAUGAAACUGCAAUAAAGUUCUACGGAACUUGCAAAUUAUGGAGACUGCUCAAACGUUGUACCUUAACCUCUUUGGUGAGGACAAAAUUCACGUUUUGAAAGAAUUGUUGCACGCUUGCGUGGAUGAAAUAUGUGGCAGACCAGGUCCAACCUAUCAUAAGUUCAUAAAUAGCAUGGAUUGGAGUAAAGAAGAAUACGAAGAAACAUAUAAAUUAAUAUCUAUGCUCCUGAGAAAUCCAGCUUCAUUAUAUUUAAUUGAAGAAAGGAUGCCACAAGAGUACCACGAAUUACCUGAGCAAAUUCAACAGAAUAUAUUAUCGUGUUUAAAAGUGAGAAGACAACAAUUAACAGAUGCAUUGUUGAUGGAAUACUCUAAGGAAAAGCACGACACAGUAAUUGACUUUGAUUGGAGAUUAAAGCUUGUAAUGGGGUCUAGCAAGUUAGCUUCUUUAAGAGAGCCCCUUCUUCAGUUAGAUCUCAUUCUUGAAAGUAAGGACUCAAAACGUAUUCUAGAUUUGGAAUUAAGCAAAGAUGAAUUGGACACGUUUAUAAAUACCAUGGAAAAUAUAGUGUGAUAACUCAGAUGUAAACAAAUUAAUCAAUAAUAAAAGGAUUUGUUAUACUCAA